Molecule: messenger RNA, 7488 nt
Organism: Paramuricea clavata
Lineage: Eukaryota; Metazoa; Cnidaria; Anthozoa; Malacalcyonacea; Plexauridae
Source: the annotation of a GenBank genome assembly
CGGUAUAUGAAUCAUAAGGUAUCGCGAGUUUGUUUAAGGUGGCUCCCUACAGUUGACUAGAAGUGAAAACACAAUUGUGAAAUGGAAACACGAUAAUUCUUUUAGGUGGAAACACUCGCGUCGUCCGAUCGGUAAAAAAUUUGAAAAAGCUGUAUGUUUUCAAACUUUAUGACAAGGAAGAAAACGCAAGUUUUUCAGUUUAAUUGUAAAUUUUUGAAAUUCAAACUAUACGUAUGUUGUUUCCCAGUUUCUACGCUACCUUUUAAUGUGUUUUUAUACGUGUUUACGUUCAAUAUCGUGUUAAUAAUGUUCUUUUAAAAUUGAUAUUUUAUAUUAAAUCAAUAAAUGUAUUUUAAACAAACUCCUGUCAUUCAACUUAAAUUACCACAUCUAUAUGUAGUGUUUUAUCUUUUUAAACAAGUGAAUGUAAAACUAAAGUCCUACAUUUAUAAAUUUAAUGAAAAGAAUUUAUAACUCCACCUAAUUUUUUGAUAUAAUCUCCCACUAGAUAUUUCCCUUUACCCCUACCAAAUUUUAGAAACUUUGACCAAAGGAAAUUUUAAUAAAUUAAUUUUUAGUGUAAAAUUUAAUGUCUGACUGCUGUCGCUUGGGUCACAUUGUUACCAUAGCAACACAUAAUUUGAUUCUUUUGAACUAAUGUACUUCAAGCAUAAAAAUCGCACAAGCGUUUAUACAUUCAAAAAAUUCCCCAUUUUGCAUAAAUAGCAAAUUAUUUCGCAUCGUUGUGAAGACCUUAUUUUCUCAACAACUGUAGGGAGCCACCUAAGUCUUAAUCUACAGGACUAUAGUUAUCAGUUGAAAUUACCGAUCAGGUAAAUCAAUUGCAGGUUAUUUACGAGAACGAGGAAUCCAUAUAUGAUUUUGACAGCGGUAUAUAUGUAUAUAUAUGAAUCAUAAGAUAUCGCGAGUUUGUUUAAGUCUUAAUCUACAGGACUAUGUAGUUAUCAGUUGAAAAUACCGAUAGUAAAUCAAUUGCGGGUUAUUUACUCAACUGGAGUUCACAAAACGAAAAUAUAUUUACCGAUGGUAAAUCACUUAUUUUUCGUUCGUACCAACGGUACCGAUGGUAAGGCCAUUUGGUGAGCGUGCCUAUCCAUGCUCAGCUGGAGUUCACGAAACGAAAAUAUAUAUUACCGAUGGUGAAUAAUUUUUUCCGUCGGUAUGUUUGCGAGAGUAUUGGAUAUGUAUGCAGUAACCCCUCGCCAAUAUUUUCCAAACAUUAAAUUAACAUGAAGUAUUCAGAAAUGGCCAACACUGAACGCAGGCUCGCGCUCAAGUGUUGCCAUGACAACACGAUAUUCUUAAAUUUUUAAUCUUCAUAUUUUUUGUACAAAACUGCAAAAUAGUUGAAAGAUUCGUACUUUUAACUAUACAACAAUAAAUUUCCAAAAUAUAUACUGUAGGUAUAUUAUUUUGCAUUUUGUGAGCUUUGAUUUAAUGCAAAAUUUAACUUGAAACGCUUCGUAAAAUGUUUUGAAAUGUUCAUUCAACUAAACUACAUUUGCCGAUAAACUGUUUUUACUUUAUAAUAAAACAUAAUAAGUUUAAUACAAAUAAAACAAAUUGUUAGGUAAUUUUAGUUCAAUCUUCAAAUCAAUUUGUUGUCUUUACAUUUUAAGAUUUUUCUCAAAUAAACGGUAAUUUAUAAAACUUAGAGCUUUGUUGAAAAGGAAAACAGUUCAUGUUUUUAGGCAAAAGUUUAAAGCAACAAAAUUCGUAAACAUUAAAUAUUCAAAGCAAACUUGACGUAUAUUUCACGAUUUCCCAUAGUAAAUCAAUUCUUCUCAUUUCUUCAAGCUUGUUGUAUAUAAAACGAUUUUCCAAAUGUAUUGUUAUUCUCUAAAGUAUCUAAAUUGAUCUAAGGUUCUGAAAGUUUGUCCUUACAAAUAGACUAAUUGUUACCAAUAAAUUUUAGGCCUGAUAUCUUUGCACUGGCUUUGACAAACGUCCACUCCUUGUUACAACAUAUGGUGUAGUUGAUCCAACAUGAUUCUCUGCAGUGGUCACACGUUCACAAGAACUGAAUGGUUUCCUUUCUGCUCGUCUGUUCUGCAUAUCUGACUCCAUUUCAAUCACUUUUAAGGUGGUCAUUCCCCUUUAAACCUUUUUUUUUCAAUUUAUGGCAUAUUAAUGUGAAAAUAUCAUUUUUAGAAAGAGUUUGGUGAUAGAAAAUGACUUAUGCAAAAACAUUUCACAAAGUCACUAAUUAGACUAAUUAGCCCACAAAUGCUCAAUGUUUGAAACAUGAUAUCACAUGAACCAAUUACUCAAAUUUAUGAUAUAUUUUUAGAAAGCUUAUGAAUGAUAUAUUUUUAGAAAGCUUAGAACCUAAUCUAGUGCCUGACCCUCUUUAUUUUCACCUUAAAGUUGUUUUUUUUAAUUUUGAUAUUAAAUGUGAAUAUUAAGGGAAAAUUCAAUUUUUCGACAGCAAUUUAGGUAAUUAAAUAUCGAAUUUUUGUUAAUAAUGAAACAUAUUGAGAUUUGAAGAAUGUCAGGCACUAGCUAAAGGCAUUAGCCAAUACCAUGCCAAGUUUCAACUAUUUACAGAAAAUAUUGAAGACGAUAUGAUGCAACAAAAAUUUCUUGAAACAGCAAAAUCAUCGAAAUGAUAAAAUGCUGUUUUGAAGUUUCGCUGUUUUUUUUUGCUUCAGAAAUGUUCAGAAGGCCCCUGCUUCAUAAGUAGUACUUUCAUUGCCUUGCACAUUAUCAAUAUAAUGUUUUCUCAGAUGUCUCAAUGUUUUCCUUCUAUUUUUCACCUUUUCUGCUACUUUCUUGGCCGACAGUUUGAUCCUCGCUGUGUGAUUAUCUUGUGCACCCUUGCUGGUGAAUAUCCCAGGAGUGAUAUCCAAAUCACUCAGAAUCUUCAAGAAGGAAACGUCCCCAUCAUUGAACCUCAGGACAGCAAGAUAAGUGGCAAGAGCAACAGUCUCCUGCUCCACAUAUGUGGAUUUAGGACAUCUGUCCCAAAUAAGUCUGUUCAAACAUUCAUUGACAUUCUGUGUCAUGCCGUGAGUGCACUUACUUAAGAGGCCGUCUCCGUAAGAACCGACCACUGAUUUUUUUUUUCGAAAAUCAACCUUGCCUCUAACUUUUCUUAUUUAUUAGACUUAACAAGCAUACUACAAAAUCACAUUCAGAAUUUUUCAUCUCGCGUUGUUUCCAGAGAUUUUUAAACUUUUGUUCCUUAGGGCUAUAAUUGGGAUCUCAACGCUUGCCAUAACGUAAAAAUACCACGUCUGUAUCCCUCAAAUGCACAGACACACGGCCCGCUUUCCAAUUUUUAUGUUUAUAAUGUGAAAGUUAAGGUCUUUGCUCGAACAUAUCAAGCAUCUACACAUUUCAAACCCUUUUAAAACGUCUUUUUACACGAGCGUGCUUCAAGGUACUUUUUCAACAUGGGUUAGGUCCUCAAAAUUACAUGUUUUUACGAUCAGAUUUUGCAAAAGUGGCACUACCCACAAACUUCUACUUAAAUAUUUUUUAAAAUACUAGUUGUAAAUUAUAAUUCCAUCAAAACAAAAAUUGGGGGAUUUUUUUUCAAACUAUUUUAAUCGACGCGUGAAAUUUACAAUUCUUUGGUGCUCACUGGAAAUGACGCUGACAACCCAUUCAUUAAAAGUUCGCGGAUAGUUUACAAAUUCAACACAUGCUAAAAGUUUUGAACAUAAAAACACUGCUUGAAUUGCAUAAAUCUUAUGUAGACCACCUGUAUGUUUCAAGCAGCCGCAAACGUUGUUUCAACAGUCGCACCACACAGGUAAUAACGUAAUGUAAACAAAUGUGUCUAUAUAAUUAUUCGCAUGUCGCGAAACCCCGCUGCGAGUGAAACAUCGUGCAUUAUAACGCCAAAAAAUGCUAAAUAAGAUCUUGCUAAAACAUAAGUGAAUCAUAUUGUAGUUAUAUACCACAAAGUUUAUCAAAUUAAGAUAAAAAAUCAUUCAAAAAUACAAAAUAUUCAUCCGUCUAUAUUUAGGAUACUCUGAGUACGAGAUUGUAAACAAACAGUGACCCAUUGCGUUAUAUACUAAAUUUUUAUCUAGACAAGAGGAAGGAUAUCUUUUACCGGCAUAGCUAGAAAGAGCAUAAUAAAAUUAGUAUAAUUGCAAAGUUUGGUCGCGAAAUGUUGUAAAAUAUCGAAAAUAAAGGCUCGCGAAGUUUGAAAAAUUUGUCAUAAAGGCUAUAGUUUUGUAUUUAUGUGUGGCCAAAUUGAUACCGUUUUGAGAACAGGGUAUCGAUUUUCGCCGCGCAAUAAAUAUACAAAAUUUGAAGUUAUACUAAUUUUAUGAUGUUCUUUCCAGCUGUCUAUAUCCAAUUUUGCAAUGGAUCCAUCUAUAUCUAAAUAAUAUUUGAAUAUAUCAUAUUUCAAUAAACUACACUACAGCUAUAUUUAUAGAAAAAUUGGGUCAAACGUACUGCCUCUACAGUCUUUAAAAAAAGACUGUAGAGGCAGUUGGACCCAAUUUUUCUAUAAAUAUAGCUGUAGUUUAUUGAAAUAAGAUAUUUUCAAAUAUUAGGGAAGCCUCACAUAUCGAUUUUGUCCAUGAGAAACGUCAUAUGCUCGUUUCUCUGGAGAACCCCCACACCCCCACCCUUAGAAACGUCACACAUAGUUAUUGAUAUUUUGUUCUUAUAGUACACAUAAGGUAAUUUUCUCCUAUUUUUUCGGUCGGCUAUUGGCAAUGCUUCCGCGAGGAAUAUGUCAUCUGCUGACAUACUCUUUUUUUAUUAAUAUAUAUGUGAACUUCAAAAUUUCCAACGUUUCUUAAAACAACUUAACUUUUUUUGCAUAAAAUAUUGAUAAUUUUAGCACGUAUUUCUUGAAAUUUGAAUAUUUUCAAUGCAAGAAAGGCGUAAUAAUAUAAAUAUAGGUAUAGAACAGGUAUGGUAUUACGAAUAUAUAGACCUGCUGUUUGUAUCAAAUCGUUUUCUUUUUUAUAUUCUGCAAAGACAAAACUAUCAAUUUUUUCCAUGACGUUUACAGAGAGACGUCACAGCUGCCAACCCCCCCCCCCCCAACGAACAUAUGACGUUUCUCGUGGAAAAAAUCGAUAUGUGAGGCUUCCCUUAUUUAGAUAUAGAUGGAUCCAUUGCGAAAUUGGAUAUAGACGUACAGCUGGAAAGAACAUCGUAAAAUUAGUAUAACUGCAAAUUUUUUAUAUUUAUUACGCGGCGAAAAUCAAUACCCUGUUCUCAAAACGGUAUCAAAUUGGCCGCGUAUAAAUACAAAACUAUAGCUUUUGUGACAAAUUUUUCAAACUUCGCGAGCCUUUAUUUUCGAUAUUUUACAACAUUUCACGACCAAACUUUGCAAUUAUACUAAUUUUAUUAUGCUCUUUCUAGCUAUGUCGGUAAAAGAUGUCCUUCCUCUUGUCUAGAUAAAAAUUUAGUAUAUAACGCAAUGGGUCACUGUUUGUUUACAAUCUCGUACUCAGAGUAUCCUAAAUAUAGACGGACGAAUAUUUUGUAUUUUUGAAUGAUUUUUUAUCUUAAUUUGGUAUAUAACUACAAUAAGAUUCACUUAUGUUUUAGCAAGAUCUUAUUUAGCAUUUUUUGGCGUUAUAAUGCACGAUGUUUCACUCGCAGCGGGGUUUCGCGACAUGCGAAUAGUUAUAUAGACACAUUUGUUUACAUUACGUUAUUACCUGUGUGGUGGGACUGUUGAAACAACGUUUGUGGCUGCUUGAAACAUACAGGUGGUCUACAUAAGAUUUAUGCAACUCAAGCAGUGUUUUUAUGUUCAAAACUUUUAGCAUGUGUUGAAUUUGUAAACUAUCCGCGAACUUUUAAUGAAUGGGUUGUCAGCGUCAUUUCCAGUGAGCACCAAAGAAUUGUAAAUUUCACACGUCGAUUAAAAUAGUUUGGAAAAAAAUCCCCCAAUUUUUGUUUUGAUGGAAUUAUAAUUUACAAUUAGUAUUUUUAAAAUAUUUAAGUAGAAGUUUGUGGGUAGUGCCACUUUUGCAAAAUCCGAUCGUAAAAACAUGUAAUUUUGAGGACCUAACCCAUGUUGAAAAAGUACCUUGAAGCACGCUCGUGUAAAAAGACGUUUUAAAAGGGUUUGAAAUGUGUAGAUGCUUGAUAUGUUCGAGCAAAGACCUUAACUUUCACAUUAUAAACAUAAAAAUUGGAAAGCGGGCCGUGCGUCUGUGCAUUUGAGGGAUACAGAUGUGGUAUUUUUACGUUAGCCAAAGCGUUGAGAGCCCAAUUAUGGCCCUAAGGAACAAAAGUUUAAAAACCUCGGGAAAUAACGCGAGAUGAAAAAUUCUGGAUGUGAUUUUGUAGUAUGCUUCUUAAGUCUAAUAAAUAAGAAAAGUUAGAGGCAAGGUUGAUUUUCGAAAAAAAAAUCAGUGGUCGGUUCUUAUGGAGACGGCAUCUUAAUAAGUCAGUCUUACUCAGAUGAUCAAAUAUGGGUUUGAUUACAUUCACAAUACAUGGUGGAAUACCAUCCUUGUGUUUAUAAUUAUUCUUAUCCCUUUUAUAGCUACACCAACUGUCCUCUCCAUCAGGACAGAGAUGAUGUUGUGGAGUCUCGUCUGUCGAUCCAACAUGGUACAGUGAUGCUUCUAUGGCCUUAGCCAUUUUACCAACAUCACUGAGGUUUUCUCUCACUGCCAGGCCACAAUAGUUCUGAAGAACAUCUAUUUUGCUAUCAGUGAGCCGUACCUUUGCCAGCCAAGCCUUUUCCAUCUGCCAAUUUUACACCUUUACUUUGAUUUUUUAAUUUCCGCAACCGACUACCAACCCUUUUCUGGACAUGUCCAAUGCAUUCCAUUUUAUUUGGUAUGCAUUCAUCUCCAUAUGGCUUGCUUUCAACAAUUUUGUUGUAAGUUGAGGAAUUCCCAUCACUAAGCAUGUUCUUAUACUUGAGUCCUCUUGUUUGAAACAACAGUUUGAAGAUUCAUAAAGCACCAACUGUCUCCAUGCUGUUUGCACUUCCUACAUGGUUAAUUUUGCAGUUGUGUGUAGCUUUCCAUUCUUCAUAUCUUGGAUAACUUUCCUUCUUUUCCCACUUUUGACAUUGUGUGCACUUGUCUGACAUCACUUCAACAUCGAGACAUUUCUUCGAAUCCAGCGAAAUCACUGUCACAAUGCCAUUGUGUGAUGCAUGGCCCCUCUUCUGCCACGUACCAUCGAUUGAUACCCCACAUUCUCCAGCGUCAUUGGGAUUCUGUUCCCUCACUUCCAUAGCAUUAUUCACCAUACUAUCACUAGCCAAUUGCUUUACCACAGGUAGGAGCUUUUCAUUCUGAAUCUUGGUAAAGAUGCGACGUGUUGGCGGUUCAGGCAUAUUCAUAACUUUGCUGAAGGUUUUCAUGGCAUUACGUCCUCUACCAAUUUCUCUAAAUGCUAGGACUGCUCUUAGGUUUAUCUCAUGAGAAGUACUAAAACAGUGUUUCCAGUCACACUCCACAGCUUUACACUCUAUUACAAUAUAAUUGGAAAAGCCAUGCUUCUUCUCCAGGUCAACAU